Molecule: messenger RNA, 731 nt
Organism: Pelecanus crispus (Dalmatian pelican)
Lineage: Eukaryota; Metazoa; Chordata; Aves; Pelecaniformes; Pelecanidae
Source: RefSeq, a predicted model, not a curated record
UGAUGGUGAGCCUGGCGAGCGAGUCGGCCUCUGAGCCCAUCACCAUCAGCGGCGCGGCCUCCCCCGCACGCACCCGCGGAGGCCUCCCCGGCACGUACCGUGCACUGCAGCUCCACUUCCACUGGGGCAGCCUGGCUGGGAACGGUUCCGAGCACACCCUCGAUGGGCGCCAACUCCCCAUGGAGCUGCACAUUGUCCACAUCAACGUCAAGUACCGGACACUGGCGGAGGCCAAGGGGCAUCCCAAUGGGCUGGCCGUCCUUGGCUUCUUCUUCCAGGUCUCCGAAACCCCUAACACCAACUACAACACCAUCGUGGCAGGGCUGAGGAACGUCUCCCACGCUGGGGACUCAGUGGAUUUGGCCUCCACCUUCCGCCUGAGCACCCUGCUGCCACGCGCCGGCCGGCUCUCCAGGUACUACCGCUACCAGGGGUCCCUCACCACCCCUGACUGCAGUGAGGUUGUUGUCUGGACUGUCUUCGAGGAGCCGGUGGAGAUCGGCCAGGAGCAGCUGCAGGCAUUCGUCAGCACCCUCCAUUUCCCAGCCACUGGCUCCACGCUCCUAAAAAUGACCAACAACUUCCGCCCACCGCAGCCGCUCCGCAGCCGGAAGAUCUUUGCCUCCAGGGCAGCCACAGCCAGUGGUGGGUCUCCUCAUGGGGGCCACCACCAGCUCCUCUCCCCCCUGCUCCUCCUGGCCCUGCUCGGCCCCUUCUCGCCAACCCCAUAG